CGCACAUUCCUUUUGUCCAAGAUGGCGGUUAAGAAGCAGGUUGUAUGAUGCUGGUUUAUUUUAACCCGUUUUUUUUUAAUUUUUGCUUGGUCUAUGACGAAAUGCAUUUCUUGUCAGAUUGACUGUGCAUGUGCGCGUAUUGUUUUGCAUUUUACUUUUUUUUUUAAGUGUAGUGCACAUACAGACGCGUAGAAUUCAUUGCUGCAAGAGCGCAAAAAAAGUUUCGGCAUAAUCGAAGCAUGAAACGGCAGGGUGAGCGAGACUCCAGUCCUGGAAGAGCUACGGCCAAAAGAAUCCGUGAGAGGGACCGGGAUCGAGAAAGCAGCCGAAAAGAGGAUGGCACAGCUGCAGCCUCGCUAACAUCGGAAAGUAGGAAUUACCACAAACACCAGGCCCGUAGCCGGAGCAGAGAGAGGGAGAAGUCCAACAGUAGCAGCCGGACACGAGAGGAGGCCCACCAUCGAGCGCACCACCACGAUAUUGGCGUUAACAGCCGCCAGCCGCUCAGGACUACAGGUACCGUUCCAAAAAGUAAGACGGCGCCCGAUCUUGGGAGCAGCGGAGGCCGGGCAAACAGCAGCAGCAGCAACAGCAGCGUGGAGUACAAGACUCUGCUCAUAAGCAAUCUGGGCUCUCAGCUUUCAGACGAGGAUGUGGAAGAUGGACUGUUCCACGAGUUUAAAAAGUUUGGAGAUGUCAGUGUCAAGUUAUCCCACACCCCUGAACUUGGUAGAGUGGCUUACGUAAAUUUCAGACACCCCGACGACGCCAAGGAGGCAAGGCACGCCAAAGGCAGGUUAGUUUUAUACGAUCGCCCUCUUAAAGUUGAACCUGUCUAUCCCAGGAGGCGCAGCUGCACUCCACCCGAUGUCAGCUAUGUGCCGCUUCACGCCAGCUACCCCUACAGACAAAGGUCCUUAUCACCGGGGUCCAGCAAUUUGAGAGAGCAGAGGCCCCGGCAUUACGCACUUGAGGCCUUAGGACUUAGAGACAGAGAGCGAGCUUUGGAGUAUGUUGGUCUUUUUGAUGAAGGGGGGAGGUCUUACUCUUUCCAGAUGCCAGAAGAGGAUUUAUUGCCUGAGGAUGACCAGAGAGCGACCAGCAAUUUAUUUAUUGGCAACCUGGAUCACAAUGUGACAGAGUCGGAGCUUAGAAGGGCUUUUGAUAAAUAUGGAUUGAUUGAAGAGGUGGUAAUCAAACGCCCUGCCCGGGCACAAGGAGGUGCUUAUGCUUUUCUUAAAUUUCAUAAUUUGGAUAUGGCUCACAGAGCUAAAGUUGCCAUGUCUGGUCGCGUAAUUGGCCGCAACGUUGUGAAAAUCGGCUAUGGCAAAGCCAAUCCCACAACCCGGCUUUGGGUUGGGGGUCUGGGACCAAAUACCUCAUUAGCGGCUUUGGCACGUGAAUUUGACCGCUUUGGCAGCAUCAAGACCAUUGAUUAUGGCAAAGGAGAUAGCUUUGCGUACAUCCAGUAUGAAAGCUUGGCUGCAUCCCAGACAGCUUGUGCCCAGAUGCGUGGCUUCCCUCUUGGGGGGCCUAACAGAAGACUACGGGUCGAUUUUGCCAAUGAAGUCGGUGCACGCACCUAUCCACAGCAAUACCAGCCUCCAGGUCCUUUGCCUGUUCAGUAUGAUUUGCUUGCAGAUGGCUACCGUGGUUUGGAGCGAGAGUUACGAGCAAGAGAUAGGACACCACCUCAUUCCGUUUACCCAGACAGAGAAAGGGGGUUCCCUGAGGGCAGCUGGACAGGUCACUCAAAAAGUUUAGACCGCAGGAAUAAUGUGGAUGGUAUUGGACGAGGUUUGGUUCGCAGUCGAAGCAAAGAGCGGUGGACAGGUGAUAGAGAAAAUGAGAGGACUGCUGCUAAACCUUGGGACGACCGCCGAAAGCGCAGGAGCCUCUCAACUGAACGGGCAUAUGAAGAACGGGGGCGACCUAAAACACGGGGCUCAUCCCCAGAACGCAGUCCAGAUAGAGUUUGGAAGGAUGGCCGGUUCACGGACAUUGUUGCUGACACCCGUGACAUCAACAGUGCAACUCCUGAUGGUCGUCCUUGUGCAGCAGAGGACAAAACCAAUAGUGGUGUACUUGACUCACCAUCAGCAAAGAAAAAGGAUGCAGAUCAGAACCAUAGAAAUGCAGAGUCUGAAGAGGCAAAAGCAGAGGAUGGGAAAGCAGAGUCCAAAAAGCCAAACACAUUAUUAGAAUAUGCCCAGACUUUGCAGCUGGUUUGGCAUGGGGUCUUGGUACUAAAGAACAGCUGUUUUCCUACAGAUAUGCACCUUCUGGAAGGUGGGUCUGCAGUUGUCAAUAGUUUAUUAAAGGAUUCUGUGGCUGGUGGCAAAAUUACACAGUUUAAAAUUGCCCAGCGCUUGCGUCUUGACCAGCCUAAGUUGGAUGAAGUCAGCCGGCGGAUUAAACAAGGAAGCCCAGAUGGGUAUGCAGUUCUUCUUGCAGUUCAAGCUCCUCAGGGAAAAGAAGCAGCACCGCCUGAACCAGGACUUCACAAGAGGCUUCUAAGAAACUUGGUAUCAUACUUGAAGCAGAAGCAAUCCGCUGGUGUAAUUAGCUUGCCAUUAGGCGGUGGAAAGGACAAGGCGUUUACUGGGAUGCUGUAUGCAUUUCCUCCUUGCGACUUCACCCAGCACUAUCUUCAGGGGGCUCUUAGGACUUUGGGCAAGUUGGAAGAGGAGCAUCUUGUGGUGGUGAUUGUCCGAGACUCCCCUUGAACUGUAAAACAUUUUCAAAUUAACUGUCUAUAGACAAGCAUUUUUUUUUUUUUUGUAUGUAUUGUUCCUUAUCGUUUUACAUUAUGGAUUUCAAUGGCAGCUGUUUUUUUCUCUUUCUAAGAAAUGAGAUAUUUAAAACAUUGCUAAAUUCUCUGUUUUGUACUGUUUUGUACAGUAGUGGCCUAUAUGAUAUGUGAUGAAACCUAAGAGCAAACUUCUUUUCUUUUCACAUUUUAACUUAACAGAAUGUUAGCCGCAUUUCUUAAAAAAAAAAUAUAUAUAUAUAUAAAGUUUUAAAACUGUAUCUGUGGCAUUUAAGGAGAGUGACACCACCUCUAUGAAAUGAAUUUUUUAGACUAUUUUGAAGGGAGUUAUCUUUAUAUAACAUUCUUAUCGGAGGAAGGUUAGUUUUGUAACUUUUUAAAAUAUAAAUAUUAAAAAGUCAGAUUGUCUUUCAGCUCUUUGCAAGUGAAGAGAUCCUGGUUAUGUUCAAAUUUAUUGUGCAAAACAUCUUAAAGACAGAAAUAUUCUGUGGUAAUUCCAAAUGGAGAAUUGAAAGGUGUUUACACUUGACAUUUAAACUACUUGUACUUUUUUUUUUUUUUUUUUUAUAGACCAAACUGUGUUUGGGGAUUUUUUUAUUCACUUUAAUGGAUUAAUUUCAGGUUUUUAAAAUUUUAAACUAACACACUAAACGUGACAUUCUUGUUCAGAGCAGCCCUGCAAAAUGAUUUGUAUGCUUUGUGCUGCAGAUCAGUCAUAUUACGGCCAUUAAUUUAGUCCUUCUGUUGUGUUAUAUGAAUAAUGGAACUUUUUUUUUUUUUUAAAGAUCAUUAUCUUCAAAUAUUUGGAGCAAAAUUGUGCAAAUGCGAUGUUCUGUUUACAUGUGAAUGCCCAGGUUUUGAGUUAACUCUGGGCUCUAUCUUGGUUUACAUGAUUUUAUUUUUUUUUUAAUUAGCACUGUUUGUUUAGUUACGUAGGAAAAGUCAAAAUACUGACAGCCUGUGGCCAUUACGUACCCCUUUAAUUGAGUAAGAUUUGCAUGAUGCACAAAGGGAUUUUUUAUUUUUUGUGUGCUAUGCUCCAUCAUCACCUCUGGAAUGAUUCAUACACACGUUUGUCUUACCUGACACUUCCUUUUUCAUUUAGUUACAAAUGUUGUAUGCAAAACGUCUUAUUUACUGAUUACAUCAUGUAUAAUGUGUGAACAAUUGAGUACAAAACUUGCAUUAGUGUUGUUAAUAGAAAAUACAUUUUUUUUUUUUAAAGAAAAGGUGAAAAUAUUUGUUGUGGGCUCUUUUCUUAGGAGUUUUUAAUUAUUUUAAUUUAUGUUGGUUGUGUACAUUAAGUCCUCAUAAUAUCUGUUGACUGGGCACCAAAUAUAAGAAAAUUAAUUCCUUAA
Molecule: messenger RNA, 4128 nt
Organism: Erpetoichthys calabaricus (reedfish)
Lineage: Eukaryota; Metazoa; Chordata; Cladistia; Polypteriformes; Polypteridae
Gene: rbm15b
Product: RNA binding motif protein 15B
Exons: 1
Coding region: 240-2726 (828 amino acids)
Biological process (GO): regulation of alternative mRNA splicing, via spliceosome
Cellular component (GO): nucleus
Molecular function (GO): mRNA binding
Source: RefSeq, a predicted model, not a curated record